Messenger RNA from Trichosurus vulpecula (common brushtail), 1802 nucleotides. RefSeq names its product sorting nexin 32 (gene SNX32). Gene Ontology annotation, cellular component: endosome. Bases 398 to 1609 code for a protein of 403 amino acids. The record is from RefSeq and is a predicted model, not a curated record. Gene Ontology annotation, molecular function: phosphatidylinositol binding. The transcript has 15 exons. NCBI's taxonomy places the organism in Eukaryota, Metazoa, Chordata, Mammalia, Diprotodontia, Phalangeridae.
GCCUUUGGACCGCUUCUCGGAGAAAGGAGCGGGGAGGGGAGGGGCGGAGCAAGAGGAGGGCUCUGUAGGCUCUUGAGAGCAGGGGCUGUUUCCUUUUCGUUAUUUCGUCUGGGCGUCCCCAGCGCCUAGGAGAGUACGUAACACAUAGUAGGUGCUUUUUAAAGCACUGUUCAUUAAUGCUUGUCCAUUGAUUGAUGAGGCGCCCUGCUUAAGAGGCGGUGCCUACUGCCGGGAGGGACAGACGGAUGAGCCAAUAGGAUCACGGAGGUCGACCCCUCCGUCCAUUCAGAGAGCGCCGUGUGGGCGGACCCUGGCGGCCUCACCUCCCCCUCUGACAACUCCCUGGAGGCGGGGGAGCAAGAAGGAACAGAAGAGUGGAGGCGCAAGAGGACCUGUGAUGGAGGAGAAUCCCGACCCAGGGGAGGAGCGCCAGCCUUGUUCUGUGUCCGUGGAUCUGCAGGGAGAUGACGCCUUGCAGGUGGAGAUCUCCGAUGCAGUCAGUGAGAGAGACAAGGUGAAAUUCACAGUUCACACCAAGAGCUGCCUCCCACACUUCAGCCAGACAGAGUUCUCCGUCGUUCGGCAACACGAGGAAUUCAUCUGGCUUCAUGAUGCAUACACAGACAAUGAGGACUACGCAGGCAUCAUUAUACCCCCAGCCCCCCCCAAGCCAGACUUCGAGGCUUCCCGGGAAAAGCUGCAGAGGCUGGGGGAAGGUGACAGCUCUGUCACCAGGGAAGAGUUUGCCAAAAUGAAGCAAGAACUCGAGGGGGAGUAUUUGGCCAUCUUCAAGAAGACAGUAGCCAUGCACGAAGUGUUUCUGCAGCGCCUGGCUGCCCAUCCCACCCUCAGGCGGGACCACAACCUCUAUGUUUUCUUGGAAUAUGGCCAAGAUCUGAGUGUUCGUGGGAAGAACAGGAAGGAGUUAUUUGGCGGCUUUAUCAGGAACAUUGUGAAGUCAGCAGAUGAGGCUCUCAUCACCGGUGUGUCUGGAUUGAAGGAGGUGGACGAAUUCUUUGAGCACGAGAGGACCUUCUUGGUAGAGUACCACACUCGCAUCAGGGAAGCCUGCCUGCGUGCGGACCGGGUCAUGCGCUCCCACAAGUGCCUGGCUGAGGAUUACAUCCCCAUCUCUGCAGCACUGAGCAGUCUGGGCACACAGGAAGUCCGCCAGCUAAAGAUGAGCUUUCUCAAAUUGGCUGAACUGUUUGAACGUCUAAGGAAGCUGGAGGGCCGAGUAGCCUCCGACGAGGACCUCAAACUGUCUGACAUGCUCCAUUACUACAUGAGGGAUGCACAGGCAGCCAAGGACCUGCUGUACCGGCGGCUAAGAGCAUUGGCGGAUUAUGAGAAUGCCAACAAGGCUCUGGACAAAGCCCGAAUGAGAAACCGGGAGGUGCGGUCAGCGGAGACCCACCAGCAGCUCUGCUGCCGGCGCUUUGAGCGCCUCUCCGACUCAGCCAAGCAGGAGCUCACUGACUUUAAGGCUCGCCGGGGAUCUGCUUUCCGAAAGAACCUCAUCGAAUUGGCUGAAUUGGAACUCAAACAUGCCAAGGCCAGUACACUCCUUCUAAGAAACACCCUCAUUGCCCUCAAGGGAGAGCCCUAGCUUCCUCUUCUCCCUCCCUGCCCCAGGGGAAGGAACCCCAGUACUCGGCAGAGGUGGGGUACCCUCUGAGUUGAGGCUUCCAGGCCAAGCAUGGGAGCCUCAGGGAAAAACUGCCUGAGACCUGCUGAGGUCAGGACCAUCAAAGCAGUGGUGUCUUUCCUUCACUAAUGGAAAUAAAGGUGCCUGCUUUCGA